Messenger RNA from Cryptococcus wingfieldii CBS 7118, 2022 nucleotides. RefSeq lists its product as hypothetical. Lineage: Eukaryota; Fungi; Basidiomycota; Tremellomycetes; Tremellales; Cryptococcaceae. The record is from RefSeq and is a predicted model, not a curated record. The transcript is spliced from 4 exons. The coding region runs from base 1 to 2022 and encodes 673 amino acids.
AUGUCAAAACCCAAACCAGGCCUCGGCAAAGGUCUCGUCCGCACCCUCUCUUCCGCCCAACAUCCCUCCCCCUCGCCGUCCUUCUCCCUCUCCCCCUCGGGGGUGCUUGCUUUGAAUGUCAGUGUGAGCCCUGGGCUCUUGGGGAAUGGGAGUGGGAGUGGGAGUGGAGGGGGAGGAGGAGGAGGGGGUGGGGGUGGGGGUGGGUAUGGGUAUGGGACGCCGUCUUUGGUUUAUAACGUCGGCUGGGGGCGGUCUGCUUCUGCCUCCAGCUCUGGGGUCAGGGGAGGAGGCGGGAUGGGCAUGGGCAUGGGUGAGCAGGUACCCAGCUGGUCCUGGGAUUCAAGCGAUAUUGUCCUUGCCCACCACUCCCACUCCCACUCGGCGCGCGCAAUCCGUCACCCACCCUCCCCUUCGACGACGACGACUCCCCGCACAAGGUCGACCAUGUUCACCUCCUCUGUCGUCUUGUACCCGGCUUCCUCAGCGAGUAGUGAAAGUGGGAGUGGGAGGGGGAGGGGGACGAGGUAUCUCUCGACGGCAGCUUUACCGCUGGGAAGCAGUUCUGGCUCGAACGGCGCGCAGAGUCAGGGGAUGUAUCUCUUCCCAGACCGGGGGGUGUACACCUCUUCCACCGCCCAAGCGAGCCUCGAAGCCCUUCUUCAAGCAUUCCAACUCUCCCCCUCCUCCUCCUCCUCCUCUUCAUCAUCAUCAUCGUCGUCGUCGUCGUCUUCAGCACCACCAACAAACAUGAUCCCCCGCGCCCCCUCCCCCCGCACAACCCACCAAUCCCUCAAACCCCGCACUUCCAACCCCAUCUCCCACUCUUCCAGCCCCUCCACCAGCGCGUCCUACUCGUCUGGCACGAGGGCAGGGUGGAAGGAUGUACCGCCGAUGAUGGCGGGGGAGGAUGUACCGCCAGCGGCGUAUGGGGCGACAUUGAUCUUUCAUCUGGGCGCUUCCGGCUCGCCUAAAGAACGGCUCCCUCCUAAACCUUCUUCCUCCUCUCCCCCACCCCGCCCCCCAGUCCCACCAAGACAACGCUCCUUCCCCCUCCCUCCCACGCCAUCGCCGACAUCAGCGCAACUCCAAUCAUCCUCCGUCUCCGUCGGCGAAGACGCCUACUUUACCCGAGUCGACGGGAUGUGCAUUGCCGAUGGUGUUGGUGCUUGGGCGGCGAGUGGGAGGGGGGGAGCGGAUGCGGGGAGGUGGAGUCGGUUGUUGACGCAUUUCUGUGAGAGGGAAGUGGAGGGGUGGACGGAAGGUUCGGACGUGUAUUUGAAGGAGAGGAAGGGGAAGGAUGGGACUGUAGGGGAGAAGGAGGGUGUAGCGGAGGAGAGGGAGAGGAGGCCGUUGGACCCGGUGGAGAUUAUGCAGAGGGGAUAUGAAAAGUGUUUAUCGUGUGCCAUCUCUGAAGGUGUCAACGGGUCCUCAACAUGCCUGAUAGCGCUCCUCAAAAACUCGACCCUGCACAUAGCCAACCUCGGGGACUGCUGCCUGCUGUUGAUCAGAGGUGACAAGGUGGUAUUCCGGACCGAAGAGAUGCAGCACGCAUUCAACUUUCCUCAUCAAGUCGGCACGCAUAGUAGGGAUGAACCGAUGAAGGACGCUAUGCGGUUUGACGUACCCGUCAAGAAGGGUGAUAUCGUCAUCGUCGGGAGUGAUGGGCUUAUGGACAAUAUGUUUGACGAAGACAUCCUCGAAACCAUCUCCCAAUUCACCUCCCCUUCGACACCCCAACCAACCACCUUCUCCCCCCAAUCAGCAGCCUCAGCCCUCUGCACCCGCGCCCGCCAAAUAUCCCAACAAACAUCAACCACCACGCCGUUCAUGUGCGCUGCUAUAGAAGAGGGGAUUGAUUUUGUGGGAGGGAAGAAGGAUGAUAUCAGUGUUGUUGUCGGGGUUGUUGGGGAUCGGGAGAUGGGUCAGGGAGAGGGUGAGGGAGGGGGGGUGGAGAUGGAGGAGGAGGAGGAGGAGGAGGUUAGAGGGAAGAGGGAAGGAGGGUUGGCGCUGCAUAUGUCGUAG